UGCAGAAUGCCGCAACAUUUGUCGUUACUUCGAGUUAAAAAAAAAGAAAUGUGCGAUUUUACGCAUGCAUAUUUAAUUAACGACUAUAUUGUCAAUCGUUCGCGAGUGACUCGAAAAUGACGCGAAAGAGAAGAAGCAUAUCGAACGUAUUGCCGAACGCGAGUCAAAUUGAAAUUACAAAAGAUAUUGCUCACUGAACUACUUGGUCUUGUGACGACAUUGAGUCCUGAUGGGAUUAAAAAGAUGACUGGAAUUGGGGUAACGUUUCUAAUCUUCGGCGCCAGCCUGAUAUUCGCCGUCGUGAAUGAUGCCAGCGGGUAUUUGACAAGUUGUUCACUCAGUGCACUCGAUUACCAUUUACCGUCAGAAAUAGUACCCCGACAUUACAAUAUCCUGUUGAUACAGAAGAAAGACGGGAAGACUUUCAGCGGGUAUAGCGAUGUACUCAUCGAAGUAAUCCGCAAAAUUGAGAGGAUUAUUUUUCAUACUAAAGACUUGCUCAUAAGCUUACAAUCAGUAAGGCUUCGGAAGCAUGAAAGAAGCCAUGACAGCGAACACACGAUCGUAAAUUGGAAGGAUCAUAGCUAUUGUAACCUGCCGCAGGUGCACAUUUUUAAUUUUCACGAGAAACUGUCCCCUGGGAAUUACACGUUAAGCCUAAACUUCGACGCUAAAGUACACAGCUCCCAAGGUUUUGUCGUGACCAGAAACCUAAAUGUAUCAGCCGAUAACACGUUAGCGUACAUAACACUUUUCGAACGGAUUAGUGCUCGACGUUUGUUUCCAUGCUGGGACGAGCCGAAGUUCAAGGCAACUUUCAAUAUUUCCGUCGUACAUUCAUCCACAACCGAUGUCUUAUCAAACAUGCCGCAUACGAAUGAAACGUUUAAUUUAAAAGAUACUUCAAGAAUUUCGACACAACAGCAAAAACAGACGACUUUCCAAACCACACCAGUGAUGUCCACCUACUUGGUGACGAUCGUAAUUGUCGACACCGCUCUAUAUCACGUGUCAGGGAAGAACAUAAUACAGUGGCUCACAAAACUCGAGAAAGAACACAUGCCUGACAUCCAAGAGAUCGUUAAAAAAACAAAUAAAUUUUUACGUUCUAACAUAAAUAAAUUGUGGAUUAAUGACAAAUUUUAUAUUUUGACGUAUCGAAACUUGAUAAGCAAUGCCGUAGGAGCCUGGGGAUUCGCAGUUUUCAGAGAAAGUGAUCUCAUUUAUGAUUCGGAUUCGCAUUUUUCCGGACGCCUAAUUGAUGUGCAGAAAACGGUAGCAAAACAAAUAACUCGACAAAACAUCGAGAGUUUCGUGAGCCCACUGGAGUGGUCUCACCAAUGGUUCAGUAAUGCAUUUGCAACGUAUUUCAGUUACCAGAUUGUUGAUGAGAUACGAGAAGAUAAUAUCACGUCGCAACUUUUUAUAGUGCAGGUUCUACAGCCUGCACUGCAUAACGACAUUGAGCUGAAUGUACCACCUGUUAUACACGAUAAUGAUCCGUUUUAUUCUUCUCUUAUUUACAAGAAAGCCUCUGCUAUAAUAAAUAUGUUCGGAUAUGUCACUACACGGAGAGUGUUGCGGAAAGCGCUUAAAGAGUACAUAAAGAACUAUGCUUAUGGUUCCGCCACACCAACUGAUUUUUUGAAGGCACUGCAAAACAAAAUGCAAAAAUUCAACGUAGAAUGCAACUGCAACAUAACGAGUAUAAUGCACACCUGGUUCGGGCAAAGAAGUCACCCAACAUUGCUUAUUCAACGAAGUUAUAAUGAUAUUACCAUUAAACCUUAUAAAAGAAGACAAUCCCAAAACAGCUGGCCAGUACCAGUAACAUACACGACAGAAAAGUUAAAUUUCGCGCGAAAUUUAUCCACGAUGUGGCUGAACACUUCGGCGCACAAUAGUGUUCUGAAAAUUAAUGCGGACCAACGAAACGGUUUGAUUAUAUUUAACGUACAACAAUUCGGCUACUAUCGCACUUAUUACGACUUUGACAACUUGAAAAAAAUCAUAGGAUAUUUAAACUAUGAUGACUUCACGAAGAUACAUGUUCUGAAUCGUGCUCAGAUCAUCGAUGAUGUAUAUCACUUUGUAAUAAAUGGUGAAUAUAAUUAUGUGGACUUUUACGAGCUGAUCGAAUAUUUAAGGGAUGAGACGAGUUUUAUAGUGUGGCACAGUAUGAUGAACAUUCUGCACUAUAUGUCGCCAUUCCUCAACUUCCCAGAAAGUGCAAAAUUCAAGGAACUAAUUCUGGGCGUUAUGGGUGAGGCUCUGUCGAAGAUCGGAUACAAUGAAAGUCCCGACGACAAGGAGAUGCUGAAAGCUACACGAUUGUUACUUCUGAAUUGGGCCUGCAAACAUGGUCAUGAUGAAUGCAGAAAAAAAGCCCAAAACAAACUGAAAGCAAACAUCAAUGGCAAAAGCAAUGACAUUUUGCCGGGCUGGGAGCACUGGACGUAUUGCGCUGGUCUGAUGACCGCGGACAAGUUCAUUGUGCAUAAAACUUGGGAUCGUGUCUUACAAGCAAAAAACCAACAUUUGUUGCAAUACAGUGACUGUAUCGAUAACGAUAGCCUGCUCAAGGAGUUAGUGUCAAUGAUCAUCACGAGAUCGAGUGGUAAAUGGACUGAAGUGUCGACUGAUCGGUUAAAGACAUUAUAUCGCAGCGUAGUGAAGAAGCACGCCAGAAAACAACAAAUCCUAGAUUACAUCCUCCACGCUUUUUUCGAAAUAAUGCCAAAUCACAUGACAACACUGGAGAAAAUACUUGACAUUAUUAUGAGUUUAUAUUCCACUUGUCAACUUAACCAGAUAUCGGAAUACAUAAAUGGAUCAAUAAGUUGGUACAUGCAGAGAUCUAAGGCUGAACAUUGGACUACUUUUCGACUGAAUCAAAUAAAUAAGCAGAAAUAUAUAUUUGCACGUCGUUUCCACAACAAUCGUAUUAUAAAUGAAUGUUGA
This is a messenger RNA of Dinoponera quadriceps, 2961 nucleotides long. RefSeq names its product aminopeptidase N-like. Gene Ontology annotation, biological process: proteolysis; peptide catabolic process. The record is from RefSeq and is a predicted model, not a curated record. Lineage: Eukaryota; Metazoa; Arthropoda; Insecta; Hymenoptera; Formicidae. Gene Ontology annotation, molecular function: peptide binding; metalloaminopeptidase activity; zinc ion binding. Bases 244 to 2961 code for a protein of 905 amino acids. The transcript has 13 exons. Gene Ontology annotation, cellular component: cytoplasm.